AAUUACACUUGCCGCUAGAAACAGGCCGGGCGAUCGAUCUCCUGGUCGCCUUGCCUCAAAAAAAAAAAGAAAUCUCCUGGUCGCCGGUUCGUCGCCGCCGCCGGCUGUUCCUCACACUCUUGCGGAUCCUCGCGCCGACGCUACGUCAGCGACCAGUCCCUGCUAGCCCCCCACCCGAGCCUGCUUCGCCGCCCAUCGUCUCCAGUCCAGCUCCGCCGGUGAUGGCGACCGAGCAGCCGUCGGAGAAGAAGAAGCCGCCGCCGGAGAAGAAGGCCCCGCUCCCCAAGGUGGUCACGCUCAACAAGGCGCUCAAGCUGGCCCAGACAUGGGUGGACGGAAUGAGUGCGCUGGAGCCGGAGGAACUGAACGAUAAAGAUUUCGAGGGUCGGCCGUCAGGGCUUGGUCUUGGUGCGAGAGUGGCGCCAAAUGCGAAGCGGGCAGCUCCCACUGAUCCAGUGGAGAGGAGGUUGCUCGGAAAGGUGAAUGCGCAGAAGAGGAAGUCUGCGGAGGAGGAUAAAAUAAAUACCCAGGGGGUGGGGGCGAGCGACGAUGAUAGCGGUGAGCCUCAAGGUAGAACCAGUGCUUGUAGCAAGAAGAGGGAAUUGCCUUCUGUUACAUCAAUGCCGCUAGGGAAGAAGGCCAAGUGACAGUUUUCUGUAUGCAUGAAAUACAUGGCUUGAUGUUCCAGUCACAAUUUUGCAAGUGCAUAAGAUUCUAUUAGCAUGUACUGCUUAGUGCUUUCACUCUACAAUGUGUAUUUGCUAAAUUUAAGGGCAUACCGGGGCUUACACCCUGUCAUGUACUGCUUACACCGUGCAGAUUUCA
This is a messenger RNA of Triticum dicoccoides, 825 nucleotides long. RefSeq lists its product as uncharacterized. The transcript has 3 exons. Bases 222 to 647 code for a protein of 141 amino acids. Lineage: Eukaryota; Viridiplantae; Streptophyta; Magnoliopsida; Poales; Poaceae. The record is from RefSeq and is a predicted model, not a curated record.